AUGUUAAAAAAAGUACUGACAACAAAAAAUAUUUUUUUGAAGUAUAAUAAAAGAUUUUCUUUACAUGAGGUAGUAAAUUUAGGGAUUCUUGCACACAUAGAUGCAGGAAAAACAACAAUAUCAGAAGAUAUUUUAUAUAAUGCAAAUGAAAUAAAGAUAAAAGGUAAUAUAAAUGAUCAAAAUACACAGUUAGAUUUUUUAAAACAAGAAAGAGAAAGGGGAAUAACAAUAAAAACAGCUUAUUCAUGUUUUGAAUGGAAUAAUGUAAAAGUAAACUUAAUUGAUACUCCAGGACAUGUUGAUUUUAGUAAUGAAACAUUUUUAUCCUUAUGUGUUUCAGAUAAAUGCGUGAUUGUUGUAGAUGCAAAGGAGGGAUUACAAAUUCAAACAAUUAACAUUUUCCGUUACAUAAAAGAAAAUAUACCAAUUUUUUUUUUUUUAAAUAAAAUGGAUAUAUAUGAAGCAGAUCUUGAUUACAAUUUUACAAGUAUAAGAAAUAAUUUAAGUAAAAAAUGUUUACUUAUAACAUACCCAAUUUAUGAAAACAAAAAAUUAAAAUAUAUAUUGGAUAUACCAUCUAUGAUUCUAUAUUUUUAUCCAGAAGUUAAAUAUGGUCAAAAAUUUGUAUAUAAAGGAAUACCAUUAGAAGGUAUUUUAAAACAAUCAAAAAAUAAAAAUUUAGAUAAACAUUUCUAUUUUAUUCAAUCAUGUAAAGAUAUUUCAGAAGAAUAUAAAAAUGAAAAUGAAAAGAUUUUACAUAUUUUAAAUGAUGAUAUAAUUAAUUAUAUCAUAAAAAAAAGGGAAGAGAUAGUAGAAGUGUUAUGUGAUUUAGAUAGUGAAAUUGAAUAUAAAUAUUUAAAUAAUUUACAAUUAACAUAUAAAGACAUUAAAAAUUCUUUAAGCGAAAAUAUAAAUAAAAAGUAUAUAUUUCCAGCAUUCUCUGGGAGUGCUCUAAACUCAUAUGGAGUACAUUUACUUCUUGAUUAUGUUACAUAUACUAGUAAAACUGAUGAUUAUAGCAAUAUAAUCGUUGAUUCUUCAAAUAUAAUUAAUCAGAAUAAACAUAUUUUACAUGAUAAACAUAAGUAUAUAGGAAAUAUAGAAGAAAUUAUUGACAAAAAUAAUAAUAAAGGUACAAUAAAGAAUAAAGAUGAUAUACGAUCAUGUACAACAGUAAGUAAUAAGAAUUUUAGUAUAAUUAAUGAAAUAAAUAACAAUGUAAAGCCUUUAAAUGAUACAAUUAAUAAAAAAUAUGCUAUGAAUUUUUACAAAACUAUAAUAUUUAUUUUCAAACUAGUAAGCGAAAAAAAUGGGUAUAACACAUUUUGUAAAGUAUUUAAAGGAAAACUAACUAAUAAUUCGAUGCUAUGUAAUAUUAGAAAUAACAAAAAUGAAAAAGUAAAAAAUAUUUAUAAAGUAAAAGCCGAUAGGUAUAUUAUUACUAAAGAAUUAACAACUAAUGAUAUAGGAAUGGUAAGAGGAUUUGAAAAUAUAUUAGUUUGCGAUAUUUUAGGUGAAAAAGAAGAAAAAACAAAUGAAGAAGAAACUUUAAGAAAAAAAGAACGUUAUUAUAAAGAAGAAAAUAAAAUUAAAGAAGAAUAUGAAAUUAAUAGUGAUGAUUAUUAUAAAAGAAAGAACAAUUUACAAAUUAAUGAAACAAAUUAUUAUAACGAAAUAUAUAAAUUAAUGAAGGGACAAAUAAAAAAUAAAGAACUGUGGUAUUUUUUGAAAAGUUAUAAAAAACGAAUUAGCAAAAAUAUAAUAGUUUGCACAUGUGCAAUUGAACCAAAAGAUUACAAAAAAGAAAAGGAACUGAAAAAUAUUUUAAAGCAAAUAUGUUUAGAAGAUAACAGCAUACAUACUUAUGUAGAUAAAAAUAAUAAAUUAAUUAUUGGUUCAAUAGGUAUACUAAAUAUUGAAGUUACAUUAGAAAAAAUUAAAAGUGAUUACAACAUUGAUAUAAAAACAAGCGAUGUUGAAAUAGUAUGUAAAGAAUAUAUUUUAGGGAAUUAUGAAAAUGAGAUAGAAAAACAAAUGAAAGUUGGUUCUAAUUAUUCCAGUAUAGUAAUCGGUCUAAGUAUUAAAGAAAAAGAGUUUGUAGACGUUGCAAAUUAUAUACAGAAUAUAUUAAAAUAUGAUAAUGUUUCACAAUUCUUAACACUCAACAAGAAGAAGGAAUGUUCUUCAAAAAAUAGCUCCAUAUGUGGAGAAGAAAAAGAAGAAAAUUAUGACAGUAUAAAAAAUAAUUAUACAACAAAUAAUUUCAAGGAAUACGAUACGAAUGUUGAAAUACAUAUGAAUGACUUUUCUAAAAAUAGUGAUACGAAUAACAUACAUUACAAUAAAAAGAAAAUAGAAAUUAAUAGCAACUCUGAUACAAGUGAAAAGGUAAGAAAUUUAAAAAAAGAGAAUAGUUUACAUUUUCACUUCAGUUGUUAUAAUAAUUUAAAGGGAAAAUUAAAUUCAGAACAUUAUUUUAAAAAAACAUUUAAUAGCAAAAAUAAAAUGAAAAUAUUAGAAGAAAAAAAUGGAGGAGAUGAAGGAGAUAUUAAUGAAAUAGAUGAUGAAAAAAUAAAUGAUGAGCAUAUAGAUGAUGAAGAAAUAAAUGAUGAGAAUAUAGAUGAUGAAGAAAUAAGUGAAUAUUUAUUAAACCUUAAUUAUGAAAAUUUGUUUCAAAGCAAUGUAACUAUUGAUAAAAAUGUGCAAUUAUAUGUUGAAGAAUUAAAAAAAAUAAAUAAAAAAAAAAAAAAUUUCUAUGACGAAAUUCUAAAGAGCUGUAUUAUUUCUUUAAAAAACUGCUUAAGUAAUGGUUAUAGAACAAAUGCAAAUAUUAUUAAUACUGAAAUAAUUAUAACAAAAUUAAAAAUAUUUGAUGAUAGUACAAUAGCAGUAGCAAAAUAUGCUUGCAAUGAUUUAUAUUACAAAAUGAUUAGAAACGCUAAUAUUCAAAUAGCUCAUCCAAUUUCGUUGCUUCAUAUACAAACAAAUGAAUCAUUUGUAGGUAUUAUAGUUAAGGAUUUAAUUCAAAAUAGGAAAGGAAAUGUUAUUCAAAUUAUGAAAAAUAAACAACAGGAUGAUUUCAAAAUUAUGAAAAUAAUUGCAAUUAUGCCUGUCAAAUAUACACAUAAUUAUGCUUCAGUUUUAAGAUCUAUUUCAAGUGGUCAUGCUAAUUUUUUUAUGACAUUUUGUGGAUACAAUAAAUGCUAA
Molecule: messenger RNA, 3207 nt
Organism: Plasmodium gallinaceum
Lineage: Eukaryota; Apicomplexa; Aconoidasida; Haemosporida; Plasmodiidae
Product: tetQ family GTPase, putative
Exons: 1
Coding region: 1-3207 (1068 amino acids)
Biological process (GO): mitochondrial translation; ribosome disassembly
Cellular component (GO): mitochondrion
Molecular function (GO): GTP binding; GTPase activity
Source: RefSeq, a predicted model, not a curated record